Caenorhabditis auriculariae is the source of this 7147-nucleotide messenger RNA. NCBI's taxonomy places the organism in Eukaryota, Metazoa, Nematoda, Chromadorea, Rhabditida, Rhabditidae. The record is from the annotation of a GenBank genome assembly.
AUGAACAACGCUCAGCUGCAGGAAUUUCUGACGGAACUUGGCGAAACGCCAAACGUCAGUGAACGCCGCGACGACGUCGAUUUCUGCCGAAAGAUCCUGGCCAAAACUGCGCCCAACACUAUUUUUGCUAUUAAUUAUAUUGCUUCGAAUUACACGGAUGUCGAUUUGGUUCAGCCGAUUUUAGGCCAACUGUUAGCUUUGUAUUAUAAAGGAGGUUGUUUCAGAAAAAAAAAGUUGAAAUAUGGAAAAAUAUUUUAGGAGUUCUUCGGUUAUACGUCCUGCAAUAUGUACCUGGAUUAGUCUCGCUUUAUCUUCUGGCUUUGGCGAAAAAGCAACAGAAGAGCGUUUCUCUAGUAGAAACUUUCUUUUUAGCUGUUUAUAACGAGGAAAUCAUGGCUGAUGGUAGUCCGGACGCGAAAAAGGGCGAGUUUUUUUGUUUUUUUCAUUCAAAACUUUGAAAAAUUUUAUAAUAAAAGUUAAUUUUGGAUUUCAGGUGGAAGAAGUUCGGAUUCCUUCUAUUAGGUAUCCAAGUAUCUACCAUGAUCCGGCCAAACUUCAGGGAAGUUCUGAAGUCACGACUUUGAGGCCUGGUCCAGCUCCCUCUGUCCAGGUGGGUAUAUUUGAUACUUUAUAUUUUUCGGCAAAAAGUAGUUUUGGUUUUAUAAGCAGUUUUUGUGUGAAAAUGUCAAUUUUUUAAGAAAAAACUGAUAAAUAGAAUUUUUUAAGAAAAAACUGAUAAAUAGAAUUUUUUUGCUUCAAUAAUUAGUCGAAUAACUAGAUUUUUUGAUUAUUCUUCAUACUUUUUUGAGUUUGAAUAGGGAACUUUUCUAAAUUUUCCUUUUUCGCAUUUUUCUGAAACGAACCUAUAGAUUUUUCUUAUCGAAACGCACUGUUCGUAGGAAGAUCAGAAUUUUUUCUAAAGGGGCGAUCUUAGGAUUAAGGGUUUCUUCUAGGAACCACAUAAAAAUCCCCUAUAGUGGCACUUAAGCUUGCAAAAAGUGACCACUGAAGGGAUUUUAUUUAGGGGCCACUUUAGGAGAGCAUUCUAGUGUAGGAAUAAGUCUUUUUAAGACGUUUAUUUGUCUUUCAAAUCAUAAAAAAAAAAUUAUGAGAUCAUUUAAAUUUGACCACUUUAGGGAGCUCUAUUUUUGACAUCUGAAUGGACUAUUCUGUCGUUUCUUUUGCAGCAAAGAAAAAAAUAAGAAAAAUAAUUAUUUUUUUGAUCCUGUAAAAAGUUCAAAAUAUCGAAAUGAAGUUUAUCACUUCUUUUCUGGUGAAUCAUACCCAGAAAAUGCUAUUUUUUUCCACCAAAAUUCACUUUCAAAAAGUGGCCGUUAUAGGGGUUUUUAGAUAGUGGCCACUCUAGGGCCCAUAUGCGUCUUUUUUGAAACCUUUUUUUCAUCUUCUUAUUAUAGAAAAAUUAAAUCUAAAUUUGACCCCUAUAGGGGCUGUUCUUCUCACUGAAUCCUCUAGGUAGCAUUCUGGUGUGCUUAAGUUGUUCCUUUUGCUGAAAAAAAAAAUAAAAUGAAGUAUUUGUGAUCCUCAAAAAAUUCGAAAAUUUCCGGUUGAAGUUUAUGAAUUAUUUCCUGAUGGGUUAUAUCCAAAAAAAGCUAUUUUUUCACCAAAAUUCUUUUUUUUUCCAGACGACAGUUCGUCUUGGGCCCUACCCAACGACGAAAAGUUUCACCGCCGAGAACAAAUUUCUAGUUCUCACUCGCAUUUUGAAAUCGGUAAUUUCGAUAUUUUCUUGAAUUUUUCGAAUUUAUUCUACUUCCAGGUCAACUCUUCCUUAUUCAUUGUUUCUUCGGAAGUGACGGCUCGAUUCAUUUGUCUUUGUACUUUGUCAGUUUGUCGGUCGGGAUUCUUUUUCCCUGAAACCGGCUUCCGAAAUAAGGUAUUUUAUCAUUUUAUUUAAAUUUUCAAGGUUUUUCCCAUUUUACUGGAAAAAAAUGAGCAAAAAAAUCUAUAUUAUCCUUCAGAAAAAAACUAUAUUUUUUUGGUAGUUUUUUUCAUUUUUUUCCUUGCUUUUUUUCAUCGAUUUUUUUCUCUGAGACAUUCCCCAGCCGAAAAUCCCAUAAUCGAAUUACGCUCCUGAUGUUUUUAGGUGCUGGAAACGGAACAUUCGCAGGAAAUCGUCGAGGAUUAUUCCAGGUUCCUGUUUCAAACUCUUCAGUUCAUUAGAUCUUUAUCUUCAUACAAUCUUGCUGUGAUUCGAUAUUUGAAAAAAACACAAAAAUUUUUGAAAAAUUGCUUUUUUUGUUUUUGGACGCUUUUCAAAAAGUACAAGAUUUUGGCGUCAAUUUGAAAAAGUUUUUCACAUUUUUUUAAAUUUUUUUCUAGGGUCUGUUGAAAAAAAUUAAAUAUUUAAAUCUCGUUUUCGAGUUAGGAUGCUUCUGAAGCUUAAAAUAGCGCAUUUUUUUGCGGACUUUGAAGGUUUAUAACUCGAAAACAAAAAUCUCUUGAGUUUUUUUCUUGUUCUGGAGUCAGGAGCUCCCACUUCAUAAAAAGUUUUAACGAAAGUUCAACUUGGGGGAGGGGUAAAACGAUACCUAGUCGGGCCCGGUGACUCCAGAAAACGGCAGACCGACGAUCAGGUCCUCAGAGAGUGUGUAAAGCGAGGAGAGUACGAGUCUGGCCUCUCCAAGUUUACCGUGCUCUCUGAACUGAUGCAUGGGCGCUGGGAUGCCGUUUAUUUUUUACCAGGGAACUUUUUUUUUUACUCUAAACAAUUUCUCGCAUUAGAUCUUGUUUUCUAGUUACAGAGCUUCAAAGUGUGCAAAAUACGCAAAUUAGGCCAAAAAAGCGCUAUUUCGGGCUUUUGAAGUGUCCUAACUCGAAAACGAGAAAAACGUUCUCUAGGUAGAUGCGCGGUGGAAUCUCCCCCUGUCAGCUCUGCUUGUUGCAGAAAACCACGACAGCAGGUCAACGGCUCCUUCUUGCUCGAACUUAUCUACGGCGCCUACUUGGCGCUGUUCAACGGCGCGGCGGACUUGGCCCUCCGCGCCAUAGACGCCGUCCAUCUCCGCUCCCAGUACGAACUCCUUCCCGACGUCCUUCUUGUCGUCAACUCCAUCAGGAACUCCCUUCUCGACGAUCCCCUCUCCAAGGUCAAGAGAGACGAGUUGCUCUGGACCAAGGCCUAUAACAAGGUUCUUUUUUCGAAGCUUUUUAUCACUCAUUUCUGUUUCAGUAGUACAUUUUGAUAUAGUUGCAUUAAAAAAAGUCAUUUAAGACAAAUUAAAAUUUGGAAUUUUCUGUCCUCCUUCUUACGGUUCUAAUUGGUACAUUUUCAAGUUGGUAAAUAUAAAAAAGGUUGGAAGUUUAUAUUGGAGAAUUAAGGCAUAUUCCUGUUUCAAUGAGUUUAGAUUUUGUAGUUGGACCCAAAACAAUAUUUACGAAAUCAUUUCAGUUGUUUGAAAAAAACUCAGAUAUUCAACGGAUCUCCUGUUUUGGUGAUAAUAUGUAUCGAUUUCGGUUCGAGACCCAUUUUUUUGCAAAUUCAUAAAAAGCUUCCUAAGGGGUUAGGGCGGAGCCUAGAAAAAAAGUUCUCCCCCUUUUUUUCUUGAAAAAGCUUUCUGCAAAGUUUUUCCUGUUAAUCAUGCUUUACGAUUUUUUUAUUUCUCUCUAAAAGUCUAAAUAUUAAUUUAAAAAAAGUUGGGGGUGGUAAAUCUAUUUUUCUUCAUUGCUACAGAAUCAUGCAAUCUAGUUUUUUUAGAACAAAAAUGAAGCAUCAGUUUUUUUUCGCGACGGUUAAUUUUUUGUAAAGUUUUUUCUCACCACUGGAACAUGAAAAAAAAAUUUUUUUGAAAGCAAAGUAUCGAUCUUUCAGUUUUUUUCUCUUUUCUAAAAAGAUUAUCAUUCGAUUUUUACUGUUUCAGGACGAUAUUAUAAGUUUUGAUUUUUUUCAGUGAGAUUAUUUUUUUCAGCUUAUUCGCAUACUAUAAAAUACGGGCGUUUACUAAAUUCGACCGAUGUGACCGUUUAUAACAUGCGACCGUUUUUUUUGUGCUCCGCUGCAAAUUAAUAAAAUACGGUCGUUUCUUAAUCUUAUCUCCCUCGCCUUUUCUGGCACUUUUUUCUCAAAUUUUGUAUUUUUUCCAAUUUUCCUUUUGAAAAUUCGUUUUGAAUUUAUUAUGAUAAAUUUUCUCAUCGUUCAAACAAUUGAGGCUUCUCAUUAAAAGCUUCUAAACCAUUUUCAAGAGUCCAUGAAUCUGUAAUAAACCAGAAAUCAGAUGAGGACCUUGAAAAUGGUUUAAUAAAAGAUACUAUCAAAAAUACAAAAAAGACACUAGUAUACGGAUCAGAAAGCUAUCGAAAAAAUUAGAAUUUCGUUUAAAAAUAAUUGAAAUUCAAAAAAAGCUCGUAUUUAUUAAUUGACAGUGGAGCACAAAACAAGCGGUCGCAUUUUGUAAAUGUCCGUACUUUAUAGCAUGCCUAACUUACUUCCAUUCAUUGGGAAAUUAUAAUGCAGUCCAAUUUUCCGAAAAUGAUGAAAAUCGAUUUUUCAAAAGGUAUAUAUUUUUUUCUUGAGUAUAUCUCUCCAUUGAAAAUUUAUCAUGCGAUUUUAUUAUUAAAUAUCGAUUUUUCCGUGACGGUUAAAUUUUUUAGAGUCCUUUCUCUUCUCUGAAAAAUUGUCUUAUAUUCUUAAAACAGUGAUGAAAAAAUCGAUAUGAUUUUUUUUUUUACAUUUUUCACGGAUUGUCAAGCGAUUUCAAUCAAUCAAAUAUCGAUUUUCCGCAGGACGGUCGAAGGAAGCAGCUGGUGACGAGCGCCUCUCUGAGAAUGAAGCGGAUGCCGGAAGACAUUCCCGUCCAGGAACAAGCCAAAGAAAAGGAACAUUCACGGUUCGGCGAACUCGUCGAAGAAGGUUCCAUUCGACCCGAAAUAACGUCCAUUUAUGCUUCUGCCUCUAGGAAUGGACCAUCUGCACGAUUUGAAGAAGAAAGUCGUCAACAUGGGUCUCCAUCACAAGGCGAUGCGGAGGAGGAAAAGCCUCGACCAUGAUGAUGUGGGAUAUUUUGGGAAAAAGUUUGAAAAACAAAUUAGAAAUGAUUCCUGCUACGAACGGCACUGAAAAGAACUUUUGAUCACGCCGUUUUUCGAUAGAUGCCAGAUAUAAAAAAAAAGAAAGGUUUUGGUUUUAACACACCUUCUCUUAAAAGAGGAAUACUUCUGACUAGGGAACAGAAAAUUUCUCGCAAUAGAUCUCGUUUUCGAGUUAGAACACUUCAAAAGCCUGAAAUAGCGCUUUUUUGGCCUAAUUUGCGCAUUUUGGUUUAAUAUUCAGCUUAUUUCACGAAAAGUCAAUAAUUCGUGCAGGUUGAGGCUUGCAGUAUCUUCAUCUAACAUUUUUCAGAAAAAAAAACUUAUUUUUUCAGACGCCAGACCUUCAAACGAUCAAAGAGGAACGAAACGGCGCAGAGACCCGCGGAGACAUGUCUCCGAGCUCGGAAAACGCCAUCGUUCUGAACGACGAGGACCUGGAACGACGUCUCCGGGACAUCACCGUCGUGGAACACGACUACUCGGCCAGGGCAGAUUCUCCGAAGAAAGAGGAGCCGAAGAAGGAAGAAGAAGGAGGGGAACCGUCUUCAUUGGAACACAGAGGCUCUUUCAGCGUCAGCGGCCUGAGACACGCGGACAGCGGUAAUAGCACCCAUCGGUCGACGGAGUAGCUCCCAGACGAUUUCCGUGUGUUGUAGAUGACCUUUUUCCUGGUUUCUGCACGUCAAGGUCUUUCGAAAGUCCUCGUUAUAACUUCCGAAAGAAGGAUAGUCUUUUAUGGCUUGACACGGCGCACUUUUUCUCCGUAAAGUGUUGUGUGUCGUGUGCAAGCACUGCGCCGCUCUUGCGCAGAAAAUUGCGUUUACGUAAAGAGAAUUCGAUUCGGCUCAAAGACCUCUGGCAAUACGGCGGCCUGCGCCUUUAAUAAGCCCUGUUAUUUACGCUCUUAUAGCAGAAAUCUGCCGUUCCCAUGACGUCACGUGGGAACGGUGGAUAUUGGCUCCGCCCACCGUGUUUUUGGUUUUGAAUUUUUUUUUUUCCACUAACAAAACGCCGUGUUAAAGUAUCAAAGACAAUGACUGCUUCUUCAAAAGUCCAGACCCUUUAAGAAGACUUUUUUCACGAUUCCAUGAGUUGUAGACGAAAUUUUUUUCGUUUCACCACGUAAGGUUUGUUCAAAAAUCCUUGCUGAGGGCUUUCAAAAGUCCCUUCGUCUUAAGACCUUUAUGGAACUCUGUGCUCCUUUAAAAUUCAAAAUGGAUCUUUGAAAUGAUUUUCUUUUGAUUUUCCUGUAGAUGACUAUGUUCUUGCUUCGGAAUUCCUUGCCUGAGUUUUCAAUGGCCAUUGAAAUAUUGCAGAAAAUGACUCUUCACCUUGAGACCUUUAUCAGUCGCUCUGUGCUCCUUUAAACACUUAAAAAGGGCUUUUGAACAGACUUUUCUCAUGAUUCCCUAUGUUGUAGAUACCUUUGUGAUUAUUUCAGCUCUUUCAAUCUGUUCAAAAGUCCUUGUUAAAAUUUUUGAGGGUGUGAAAGUCCUUCAUGACUAGAAAUAAAAUUGGAAGGAGUUUUGAACGGAUUUUUUAAAGGGAAAAUUGCCUUGAUUCGACUAUUUUUCAGUGUCGUGGGCUGUAGAUUUGUUUGCAUUAUGUGUAUUUCUGAUCAUUGAGGCUUUGAAAAUGCGGAAAAUUUUUUAGAGCCAUGAAAAAAAUAUUUUUUUUCAAAUUUUUCCUGUAUAUUUUAAUUUUUUAUGAGUGUAAGACGAUUAUUUUCGAAAGGAGAAAAGUUUUUAUCUGGCCCUGUUUCAUGGAAGGUCCCUAUAUUCUUUUUCAGCUUUUAAGGAAGCUUGAAAGUUCGAAAAAAUACCGAUUUUUUCAAGUUUUUAGCUUUGAAGAUUCGAAUUUUUGCUUAAAAUAAGAUCACGUUUUCUGCAAGAUUUCAAAUAAUUUUUUUCUGUGGUUUCUGGAUUCUAUUUUGUGACCAUAUCCAGUUAGAAAAGCUUGCCAGUAAUGCUUUCAAAGUUCAAAUUGAAGUGUCGUGCAUCCUUGUGCCUUUUAACCUCAAAAAAGUAAAAAAAUAACCUCUUUUAGACUAUGCUUUUGACUAACUUUUCGUGAAGAAAUUGGUUCAGAUGACCUCGCGUGA